ACUCCAGCAGCAAUGAGGCGGCAAAUGGAAGGCAAGGUCGCAGUAGAAUAUAAAAACACAUUUUCUCCACAUGGAAUAAGCUAAAGUAAGUCAUCGGUUAAAUUAUUAAUCUGUCAAUUAAGUUAAAAUUAACGUGUGCGAAAAGUUCCCAAAAUCCUAAAUUAGUGUUAUUGUUAAAUUACAUUAACUGAGAAUCUACUAUUUUACCGGCUCGUCUUUUUGCAACUGGACUUUGAUCUCUUGUCUCGCUAGAGAAUAUAUUCACAAUACGAGUGUGAUCUCUGAUCUCUGUUGCUUGUUCUGUCCAAACCGGAAUCACUUUCCCGAAUCAAUUUCCUAGAAAACUAUGUCUCUCUCGAAUGCGACUGGAGAUGGGGUCGAUGGGGAAUUUUUUCCAGAAAUUAAUGCCGUUUUUAACAAAAUCCUCCUUCCCGUUGGACUCGAGUCGUACCCAUUUCUGAUUGGAUGGUACAAUGAGCUGGUGGGUUCACACUUUGCACUGGAUUAUCCUCCAAAUACGGUGGCCUUUGUGGUACUCUCUGGUCCUGACGUGUUUGAAAAGUGUGUUCUUCCCUACUUACACUCUGUCUUGAGUCAAGAUCCGCAUCGUGAGAUCAACGAUCCUCUUGACGAUGCUAUGGUGCAUGGCUUUAAACUGGCUCAACAAGAUUUGAGUGCACUCAACUUUGAAACUGAGUCAAUCCAUGACUUUCAACUGUACCCUAGUCGCAAGCCCAAAAUUCUUGUCCAGACGGCAGCUCAUGUUGCUGGAGUGGUGCAAUACUUUCACAAAAGCAAGCUUCCACUAAAAAUUCAGGAAGAUCUCUUUGCAAAAGAAUCGAAAUUGGCAGGAGUUGCCCUUCAUCCCGUUUAUGGCGGUUGGUUCGCAAUUCGUGGAGUCUUCAUUUUCAAAAAUUUGGAACUCAAUCAAGAUGACAAACGAUUGGUUCGACCAGUUCCGCUUAAUUUGAUUCCGGAACAAGAGCGGAUUGUUACACUGCUCAAAGAAUUUGCCUACAACUGGGAAGAGGACAAAUGGAGAACCAUUUAUUCAGGAACCGGAUCCACCAAGUAUUCUCAAGAUUUUCAAGAUUUUCUCGCCACGAAACCUGGUGAGCGAUGGGAAUUUUUAAAGAGUCGAGGAUUUCUUAAAACUUCUUAACCCUCUCCCCAAACGUGGCCAUUAAAAAUUAUUACUUAUCUCGGAAACAAGGGUAGGAAAUGUCAGUGCUGCUAAAUAGAAGGCUGAAGAAACCGGUACAAAAAAGCGUGCUAAAUUACUAUAUACCUCAGGAACUUAUUUUUAAACAAUGGCAGCUCUAAAAUCUAUUUUGUAGCCAAAUAGAAGGCGAAAUAUACAGAGCAGGUGUUACAAAAUAAA
Folsomia candida is the source of this 1381-nucleotide messenger RNA. Its product is annotated as cyanocobalamin reductase / alkylcobalamin dealkylase. The transcript has 6 exons. The record is from RefSeq and is a predicted model, not a curated record. Gene Ontology annotation, biological process: cobalamin metabolic process. Lineage: Eukaryota; Metazoa; Arthropoda; Collembola; Entomobryomorpha; Isotomidae. Gene Ontology annotation, cellular component: cytoplasm. Gene Ontology annotation, molecular function: demethylase activity; cyanocobalamin reductase (cyanide-eliminating) (NADP+) activity; FAD binding. Bases 347 to 1162 code for a protein of 271 amino acids.